AUGGCACCUAAUCCAUCAUCAGGGAGUACUACUAUCAAUGUUAAAGUAGUGGCUGCUGAGUCAUUAUAUAAAAGGGAUGUAUUUCGUCAACCAGAUCCAUUUGCUGUCAUCACCGUUGACGGAUCUCAAACCAAAACCACUGUCACUGCCAAAAAGACAUUGAACCCUUAUUGGAACGAAACUUUUAAUUUUCAAGCAAUGGAAGAUUCUAUCUUGGUUAUUCAAGUAUUUGAUCAAAAGAAAUUUAAAAAGAAGGAUCAAGGUUUUCUUGGUGUUAUAAAUGUCAGAAUUGGUGAUGUUAUUGAUUUAUCGUUAAACAAUUCUGAAGAAACCAUCACCAGAGAUUUAAAAAAAUCAAAUGAAAACUUGGCUGUUUCUGGUAAAAUUAUCGUUGUUAUAUCACACAAUAGAAACAACUCAAAUGGCAACACAACAGGUGCUCCAAACACCGGUGCAUCAUCUUCUUCAGCAGCUAUUCACAGCAAUGCCAUGAAUGGAUCUACUAUUGCUGCAUCUGCUGUUGGUGAUUUUUCAAACGGAGUAACUAACGGAUCUAUGGCAGCUUCUUCAAACAUUACUGGUUCUGCUGCCGCUGCGGCCACUUCUACUGGUGGAUCGGCAAGUCAUAGACAGUAUUCAUCAUUUGAAGAUCAAUUUGGUAGAUUACCUCCAGGUUGGGAACGUAGAACCGAUAACUUUGGUAGAACAUAUUAUGUUGACCACAAUUCAAGAACCACCACUUGGCAACGUCCAACAUUAGAUCAAUCUGAAACUGAAAGAGGUCAACAACGACAAACUGAAACUGAGGCUGAAAGAAGACAACAUCGUGGUAGAACAUUGCCAGGAGAAGGUCCAAACUCACCAUUACCAACGACUCCAACUGGAAAUUCGGUGACCACCGGUAAUGUUACUGUAAAUGCUACUGGUUCAAAUGUACCAGUUAAUCCAGCUGCUGCAGUAUCUAUGGCUGCCUCUGGUGCCACCACAAGUGGGUUGGGUGAAUUACCUUCUGGAUGGGAACAAAGAUUUACAACUGAAGGAAGACCAUAUUUUGUUGAUCACAAUACCAGAACAACAACUUGGGUUGAUCCAAGACGACAACAAUAUAUUAGAACUUAUGGUCAAAACACUACAAUUCAACAACAACCUGUUAGUCAGUUGGGUCCAUUGCCUUCUGGUUGGGAAAUGAGAUUGACAAAUACUGCCCGUGUAUAUUUCGUUGAUCAUAACACCAAGACCACUACUUGGGAUGAUCCAAGAUUGCCAUCUUCAUUGGACCAAAACGUUCCACAAUACAAACGUGAUUUCAGAAGAAAAGUUAUUUAUUUCCGUUCACAACCAGCAUUGAGAAUCUUGCCUGGACAAUGUCAUAUCAAGGUUAGAAGAGAUCAUAUCUUUGAAGAUUCAUACCAAGAAAUCAUGAGACAAACACCAGAAGAUUUGAAGAAGAGAUUAAUGAUCAAGUUCGAUGGUGAAGAAGGUUUGGAUUAUGGUGGUGUUUCUCGUGAAUUCUUCUUCUUGUUAUCCCAUGAUAUGUUUAACCCAUUCUAUUGUUUGUUCGAAUAUUCUUCCCAUGACAAUUAUACUUUACAAAUCAAUCCAAACUCCGGUAUCAACCCAGAACAUUUGAACUACUUCAAGUUCAUUGGUCGUGUUGUCGGUUUGGGUGUUUUCCACAGACGUUUCUUAGAUGCAUUCUUUGUUGGUGCAUUGUAUAAGAUGAUGUUGCAUAAGAAAGUUGUUUUACAAGAUAUGGAAGGUGUUGAUGCCGAAUUUUACAGAUCAUUGAAAUGGAUAUUAGACAAUGAUAUUACUGAUAUUUUGGAAUUGACAUUCAGUGCAGAAGAAGAGUCAUUUGGUGAGAUUGUUGAAGUUGAUUUGAAACCAGGUGGCAGAGAUAUUGAAGUUACCGAAGAAAAUAAACACGAAUAUGUUGAAUUGAUAACCGAAUGGAGAAUCAGUAAACGUGUGGAAGAGCAAUUCAAGGCAUUUAUUGAUGGUUUCAAUGAAUUGAUUCCUCAAGAAUUGGUUAACGUUUUUGAUGAACGUGAAUUGGAAUUGUUAAUUGGUGGUUUGGCUGAUAUUGAUUGUGAAGAUUGGAAGAAGCAUACUGAUUACCGUGGAUACCAAGAAAGUGAUCAAGUUAUUCAAUGGUUCUGGAAAUGUAUUGGUGAAUGGGAUUCCGAACAAAAGGCAAGAUUAUUACAAUUUACAACAGGUACUUCCCGUAUACCUGUCAAUGGGUUCAAAGAUUUACAAGGUAGUGAUGGUCCAAGACGAUUCACUAUUGAAAAAGCUGGUGAACCUAACCAAUUACCUAAAUCUCAUACAUGUUUCAAUAGAGUUGAUUUACCACCAUAUACUGAUUAUGAGACUUUGAAACUGAAACUAACGUUUGCUAUUGAAGAAACGCUAGGUUUUGGUAAUGAGUAG
Messenger RNA from Candida tropicalis MYA-3404, 2433 nucleotides. RefSeq names its product NEDD4 family E3 ubiquitin-protein ligase (gene RSP5). The transcript has a single exon. The coding region runs from base 1 to 2433 and encodes 810 amino acids. NCBI's taxonomy places the organism in Eukaryota, Fungi, Ascomycota, Pichiomycetes, Serinales, Debaryomycetaceae. Gene Ontology annotation, biological process: ubiquitin-dependent protein catabolic process. Gene Ontology annotation, molecular function: ubiquitin protein ligase activity; protein binding. The record is from RefSeq and is a predicted model, not a curated record.